AUGGUGAGAAGUGGUAAAUUUUUGACAAAUUUAGGUGGGUACAGUAAAUACAGCACAGCUGCACCUCCUGCUCCUGCUCCUGCUUCAGAUUAUUUACACCAAAAAGUCAUCACUACUCAUCAUCACUACAUCCACCCCACAGCCCUCUCCUUCCUUUCCGUAAUCUCUUCAUUUCUCUUUUAUCAGUUUACCUCUCUACCCACAUGGACCAUGGAUUUAGGCAAUUCAACUGCAACAGCCACUGUUAAGACACCAGAAGCUGAGAAUGAGACGCCGACUCGGAUCCAGACCACCAAUUCAAAGCCUUUGUCUUUCACCAACGGCGUGUUGAAGAGGCACGCGCCGCUGCAGCUUUAUCAAGGUAAUUCCAACAACCACCAUCCGGUGGUUGUGAACUACAAAGAAUGUCUGAAGAAUCACGCCGCGAGCUUGGGUGGCCACGCUGUGGAUGGUUGUGGAGAGUUCAUGCCAUCACCUACUGCGAAUCCAUCUGAGCCUACUUCGCUGAAAUGCGCCGCGUGUGGAUGUCACCGGAAUUUCCACCGCCGUGAGCCGGAAGAUCCACUUCCACCUAACGCCACAGCUGCUCUUGACUACCAGCCGCACCAUCGUCACCAUCCUCCACCGCCGCAGCCGGCGAAUCGCGGGAACAGCAGCAGCCCAAAUUCACCUUCCCCACCACCGAUCUCUUCGUCUUACUACCCCUCAGCACCCCACAUGCUGCUGGCCCUCAGCCAUGGCCCAUCCGGUCCACCGCCUGACAGCAACACACCAAUUUCCACCACUCCCAACUCUACGUCUGCACCUCUGUCUUCAAAUCCCAAUGGCAGGAAGCGUUUCAGAACAAGGUUCACACAAGAUCAAAAGGAGAAGAUGCUCCAGUUCGCCGAGCGAGUUGGGUGGAAAAUGCAGAAAAGAGAUGAAGAUUCGAUCACAGAAUUCUGCAGUGAAAUUGGUGUCGACAAAGUGGUAUUCAAAGUGUGGAUGCAUAACAACAAGACCACUUUUGGCAAAAGAGAUCAGCAGUUAUCUAACAGUGUCAUCUCUCCCACUGCUCCACCCACCAACAAUGGCAACGGUAAUGGUAUCGCCUAUGGUACUAUAAGCAGUAGAAAUGACACAUUCGAUACCGCAAACGCCAAUGUCGAGCCCGACACCACCGUCGCCGCUGCCACUUCCAUCCAAUAUCACCACCACAACCCGGAAAACAACAAUGACAGCAACAUUGACAUCCGUGGUCAAGAUUUGAGUCAGCACCACCUUCAUGAUAACAGUGGCAACAGUCCUCGUGUUCUUGGUGGUACUAAUGGGUCGUCUUCUUAA
Messenger RNA from Fraxinus pennsylvanica, 1323 nucleotides. Lineage: Eukaryota; Viridiplantae; Streptophyta; Magnoliopsida; Lamiales; Oleaceae. The record is from the annotation of a GenBank genome assembly.